AUGGCAAGCAGAAGUGCCGUCGCCUCCGCCGUCGCCUUCGCUCGUCCCGCGACCUGCAGGCGCGCCGCGGCGGCCUCGGUCCGGCGAUGCGUCAUCGUCCUUUCGCCUGCCGCUCGCACACUCACCACCACCGCUGCUGCUGCUGUCGGUCCCCCCGCUCGCGCUGCGUCCGCGCCGCGACGCAGCGUGCCGGUGCCGCUCCCGCGGAGCACCGCCGUCUCGCGCCGGUACUCGGCCGCCGCCGACCCGCCGACCAAGCUCUGGACCUUUGCCGACAUCCAGAGGCAGCUGCAGACCAACGAGGACAAGAACAUAGUCCUGGUCGACGUCCGCGAACCGGCCGAGCUCCGCGAGACGGGCAAGAUCCCCGGCGCGGUCAACAUUCCCGUGACGACGGCGGUGCAGAGCUUCCACGUGCCCGAGGAGGACUUCGAGGACGCGUUCGGGUACCCGCGGCCGGCCAAGGACAAGACGCUCGUCUUCUACUGCAAGGCGGGCGUCCGGGCCAAGGCGGCGGCGGGGCUGGCGCUGCACGCCGGGUGGAAGAGCGUCGGCGAGUACAGGGGCUCCUGGCUGGACUGGGCCGAGCACGGCGGGCCGGUGGAAAAGGUAGACGGCGGCAAGUGA
Messenger RNA from Cordyceps fumosorosea ARSEF 2679, 627 nucleotides. RefSeq names its product Rhodanese-like protein. The transcript is spliced from 2 exons. The record is from RefSeq and is a predicted model, not a curated record. Gene Ontology annotation, molecular function: thiosulfate-cyanide sulfurtransferase activity. The coding region runs from base 1 to 627 and encodes 208 amino acids. NCBI's taxonomy places the organism in Eukaryota, Fungi, Ascomycota, Sordariomycetes, Hypocreales, Cordycipitaceae. Gene Ontology annotation, cellular component: mitochondrion.